This is a messenger RNA of Cladocopium goreaui, 507 nucleotides long. Lineage: Eukaryota; Dinophyceae; Suessiales; Symbiodiniaceae. The record is from the annotation of a GenBank genome assembly.
AUGUUACGUCGCCAGGACCCCUUGCUCACGCUCCUGGAGCCAAAGUCCGAACGCACCGUGCGGUGGUCGAGCUGGGGAUUGGGAUUGGUUGCUGAUUUCAAGGUCCGCUACGGCGACGCCGUGUGUCUGCGCGCCUUUACAGGGCGAUGUGUGGACGUGGAAGGUACUAAGGUGUCAGCGCGCUGGUAUGAUCGAGGCGACUGGCAAACGUUUGUGCUUUGUCCGUCGGCUGCUUCCCUGCGGGACGGCGUAGUUGGUUUAGGCUCACUGGUGCACGAAGGUGACGCGGUGAGAUUGCUGGCGCACACAGGCGCAUGUUUGGCAGUGAGCCAAAACGGAAAGGUCACAGGUCGCCAUCAUCGUUUGAAUAGUGCCGAGUUGGUGGUGCGAUUGAAGCGCAACCAGCGACGUCCUUUGCUGCACUCGGAUGAGAUCUAUCUCCAGUGUCGGAGCGCGGAAGAGUCGGGGAUGCGCCGGAUGCGCUGGUCUAGUGGUCUAUUUGGAUGA